UACUACAGUAUAGACUCGGAGGCAAGAGUCAUAGACGGCGCUGUGUGCCAUUGCAAAAGCCCAUUUCAAGGGCAAAUUUAUAUAGCGCUUAAUCUUUUUUUUUUUUACAAAAAGGGGGGUGGUGGAAAGUUUCGCUUAGGGACUAAGGGAUUUGAAUUCUCGUCGGACGAAGGCACAGUUGGGGAUAAGUCAGAAAACAUUUUGCUGGAAAGUGCCUGGCUCCUGUUGGUUAGCCUAGAGAAGGACUACAGACCUUAGAAGCCAGGAAUGGUGGAUCACUUAUUACCCACUGAGGAGACAUUCCCACACACUGGCUCUUCGGUGGGCUACCUCGCUGACAUGGUGACGGAUACCAGUAACUACCAGCUUCUCCCAUCCCCCUUCUCGGAGGAUGAGCUCAGUGACUCCUCCAGCUUUCGCUCUUGCUCCAGCCCGGAUUCUCAGGUGCUCAGCUCUAGUUAUGGGAGUAACUCCAGUGUGGAGAGCCAGGACAGCUUUGUAGACUAUCUUUUGGCCCAGAUCGACCUGGGGACAACUCCUGGAUUCUCAUGGGACAGGAAGGAUUCCCGAUCGAUCGUGAAGGAAGAGACAUUUGAGUUUCCAGUCUUCUCCACGGACCUGAAGGACCCGGGAACAUUCCAGCCCACCUUAGAGGAGAUUGAAGAGUUCCUGGAAGAGAACAUGGAGGUUGUUCUAAAGCAGGAGCCUGAAGAGCAGGGCAAGGGUAGCAGAGGGGGCAGCCAUGUCAUAUCUGCAGCCCAGCACAAAGACCAAACAGGAUCUAGCGUGACUCUCACCGACACAAAAAGCGCACAGUCGAGAGAAUCCGUGAAAAAGGAAGAAGUUGCCAGCUCGCCUGUGUCAGCUGAUGGUGGGGUUCCGGUAAUCCUUCAAAUCCAGCCUAUCCAAAUCAAGCAGGAGCAAAGCCCCGCUGUGGCCGCACAGCACCAGCCCCAGUCGGACAUUAAAAUUGCCCAGCUUCUCGUCAACAUCCAAGGGCAAACCUUUGCGCUGGUGCCCCAGGUGGUGCAGUCCGCCAGCUUCAGCACAUCGUCCAAGUUUGUCCGCAUUGCUCCUGUCCCAAUCGCAGCCAAACCAGUGGGAGUGGGAGAUGGGAGCCAGUCGACCAUCCUCAUGGGCCAGAAAUUUCAGAAGAACCCAGCCGCGGAUCUUAUCAAAAUGCACAAAUGCACUUUCCCUGGGUGUAGCAAGAUGUACACCAAGAGCAGCCAUUUGAAAGCUCACCUGAGGAGGCAUACAGGAGAAAAACCAUUUGCUUGUACAUGGCCUGGCUGUGGCUGGAGGUUUUCCAGGUCGGAUGAGCUCUCCAGACACCGCCGGUCUCAUUCUGGAGUCAAGCCCUAUCAGUGCCCUGUUUGUGAGAAGAAAUUCGCCCGCAGCGAUCACCUGUCCAAACACAUCAAAGUCCACCGCUUUCCCCGAAGCAGCCGGACAGUACGCACAACAAACUGACCCCGAUAGCUUUACUGUGGACAGAAGCCAAGCAGAGGAAAACAGCGUGAGUGUGUGCAUAUGAGUGAGACAGAGAACUAAAUCCUUUCUUUGUGGUACUGUGAUAAUUUAUUGUCUAUUGAGCGAAAACAAAAACACUGUUACUUGAUAAUACUUCAAAAGGCUGUGUCCUGAGCUAGUUUCAGAGUACAUUUUUUUUGGUUUUUCUUUUCAAAAUCUUAAGAAAACGUGCUUUUGAGUAUAGUGUUCUUUGUUUCAAGAAUUCAUUUCGUUUGUGUGCCUGCCUUUGAAGCUGUGUUCCACAGUAAUUAAAUCACGUAGGAGAGGACUCAAGCAACGCUAGGUCGGCCAUUCAGCACCAGCAGCCCCAGAACACAGCAGAUCAGGUGGAGAUAUGAGAAAUGACUUUCCUGACGGAAUUAAUGGAGGACUUUAGGUAGGCCAGGACUCUGGAAGCUCAAAAUGAAAUUAAGCUAGGAUAACGUGGUUAGCACACCUUCUUCUGCAAGCAGUACCAUGGCAUCUUUAACGUCCCAGUAGUUAGGGAAGUUCCCUCUUCACACUAGGGCAGUGUUUUUUUUUGCAUUUUUUUCCAAAAUAAAGAGCGCCACCUACUGGUCCACCAGCUCCACUUACUGCAGCAUCCUUGUUUUCCUUGGAGGUCUCAGCCUUGCAUAGCUGCUGGAAAAAACAACAACAGCUGAAGUAUUUAUUUUACAUUGUUU
Lepisosteus oculatus (spotted gar) is the source of this 2198-nucleotide messenger RNA. It is a transcript of the gene klf15, whose product is annotated as Kruppel like factor 15. Gene Ontology annotation, molecular function: RNA polymerase II cis-regulatory region sequence-specific DNA binding; DNA-binding transcription factor activity, RNA polymerase II-specific. Gene Ontology annotation, biological process: regulation of transcription by RNA polymerase II. NCBI's taxonomy places the organism in Eukaryota, Metazoa, Chordata, Actinopteri, Semionotiformes, Lepisosteidae. The record is from RefSeq and is a predicted model, not a curated record.